UUGUGGAUCGCAUUUCUGCAACAAGCGCCACAUUCAAGGUUGGUUGACUCGAAAGAUUUGUUGUUUUGCGGGGAGUUUGAAAAGAAAAUAACAUUUAUGACAGUUGAAGAUGGAGAAGACAGUCAAGUUACUGAAGGUCGCCAUGACCCUGGCGUGUUUUAUCGUCUGCACCAGCGCUGAUAUAACCGGAUGUGAACACAAGGGCAAGAGGUACCAGGUAGGUGAUCGUGUACCUGUAGACAGCUGCAACAGGUGCACCUGUGCAGGUAACAACAUGACCGCCUGCACGAAAAUGGGAUGCGACCCCUCCCUAAUCUGUGAGCAUAAUUUCGUGUGGUACAAGGCCGGGGACCGGGUGCCGGUUGACCGGUGUAACAUUUGUACAUGCACGACAACCGGAAAUAUUGUGUGCACAGAAAAAGCUUGCGUCAACAACACGUGCGAGCAUAAGGGAAAGGUGUACCAGGCAGGUCAGAGGGUCCCCGUGGACAGCUGCAAUAUCUGCACGUGCAGGGGCAACAACAUGACGCAAUGCACGCUCAUGGCGUGUGACCCCAGUCUGGUGUGUGAGCACGCCGGGAAGUGGUACAGAGCUGGGGACCAGGUGCCUAAAGACAGGUGCAACACCUGCACGUGUCAGCCAGGUGGGGACAUCGCGUGCACGAAGAAAGCUUGCGUGGACAACCCAACGUGUGAACAUAAAGGAAAGAUUUACCGUCGUGGUGAUCGUGUACCCGUGGACAGUUGCAACACCUGCACAUGUCAAGGUAACAACGUCACGAUCUGCACCCUGAUGGGAUGUGACCCCAGCCUCGUAUGUGAACACAAUGGAAAGUGGUACAGGUCAGGUGACAGGGUACCUGUCGACUCCUGCAACACCUGCACCUGUGGGAGUGGGGGCAGCAUCGCCUGUACAAAGAUGGCCUGUCCCCCGAGCUGUCUGCACAACGGCACGUGGUACCCCGUGGGUCAGAGGGUACCUGUGGACGCGUGCAACACCUGCACCUGUGCAACAGGUGGGAACAUGCAGUGCACCAAAAUGAUUUGCCCAGUGAGGAAAUGUCAGAAGGACGGGAAGACGUACAACAUCGGACAGCGAGUACCAUCCAACGACUGCAACACAUGCACGUGCAGGGAUAAUGGACAGGUCACGUGCACCAAGAUGAUGUGUCGAGGCUAAAGUUCCGGUCAUCACAUCACGUGACAGAAAUAAUUAAUUAAUCACCCAGAAAGGGAGACAAUCUCAUUAAUAUACCAAGUCAAGAGAGAGAACUCCAACUUAAUUUCAUCGCUUGCUGAUUGACACAAAUUAUGUUAAUUAUGCUAAUUUAGAAUGGAAUAAAAUAUAUAUACACAA
Messenger RNA from Physella acuta, 1357 nucleotides. Its product is annotated as kielin/chordin-like protein. Lineage: Eukaryota; Metazoa; Mollusca; Gastropoda; Physidae. The record is from RefSeq and is a predicted model, not a curated record. Gene Ontology annotation, cellular component: AMPA glutamate receptor complex. Gene Ontology annotation, molecular function: protein binding; peptidase inhibitor activity. Gene Ontology annotation, biological process: negative regulation of BMP signaling pathway.